AUUGUAUUGUGGAUACCAAUGGUGAGCACAACUACUGUACAACAAGACAGUCCAUAACACAUACGUAUUAUGUCUUGAAUUAAAUUUUGUGAAAUUAAACUUUUAAUUAAAUAAUUUAAGCGAUGAAUCGGUUAAUCAAUUGUGAAUUGAAUGCAAUAAUUCUGUUAAUAGUCUAUGUAUUCAGUGCUUACGGUUUGCAUUCAAUUACAAAGAGGUAUCAAAUUCCGGACCCGAAGAAUGGUCCGCAACAGCAGAGAUCAAUUCGUGACAGUAUUGUCGACCGCUUCCACAUCAAUGUCAACACAAUUAUAAGAACCCACGAUUCCAGAGCACUGGGAGCUAAGUAUUUGAAUGAAACAGAAUUGCCCUCAAACGAGGACUGUCUGUAUUGGUGUUUGGAUACCAAUUCCUGCAAUCUUGCAGUUUAUGAACAGAAAACCCGGGGCAGUUGCUAUCUAUUUGAUUGCGGACCCAAUGAAGACUUUCGCUGCAAAUUCACGGCUCAUAACUUCUAUUCGAGUUCUAUUCUUCAGGCAAAUACACAUCCGUAUGAACUGAACGAAUGGCAGUCACAAGUGAAACACGAGAAAGAGUUGACAAAACUGAGGGCUCAGGGUACUGUCUCUCCAGUUGUAAGCAGUAGUACAUCAUCGGUGAGGAACCUUAUGGCCCCGUCAGUGGUUCCCACGACCACUGCUAACGCACUACUCUAUCAUAAAACGUCUCGUUGUUUGCACUAUCAGUUUGAGUGCAAGAAUAACAGCGAAUGCAUAGCGAUAUACAAUGUCUGCGAUGGUAUCCCUCAAUGCAGUGAUGGAAGUGAUGAAGCGGUUGACUUGGAGUGUCAUAAGUCCAGAUUCAAUGUCCCAAAUUCAAAACCCAAUCGUCCCAUGAGUUCAACAGACAAUUCAGGACAAACUCUCAACAAACCGUUAGAAAUGAAAGACUUAACACAAAAGCCGGAUAAAUCAGGUUCAGCUUACGUACGGAUUCCGGUUACUAAAUCUCAACAAGGAUUGUCUGCAUAUAAUUACCCGAAAACCCCCGACUCUGAUAACGCCCGACCCAUUGACGAUCAAAUAGGAGCUCCAAAGAAGCAUAACUUUGGUCCCGCAGAACAGAAUUCCCAAUAUAGAGGUCCAUGGAAUCAAUACUAUCAACCAAACGAUGGCUUUGGUUCAUCUGACAAUCGGAUGAGUGGUUCCGGGUAUGCGAUGGAACCCCAGUAUCAAAACAGUUAUAACAAUCGCGAGUCAUCUAAUUCUGGCUCUUAUUGGCCAUCAAUUGGAAGACAACAAUCGUAUGACUUAGCGGACCAAAUGUUAUCACCGGGAAGUCAAUCGUAUGGGAAUUCCAUGUCUAAUAAGCCGCAAACCAAUGCAGAGGACGAAUGGUCACAAAGCGGUUCCAAUGCAAACACAUAUAACUCUAAUUAUUACGAACACAUCUCAAGAACAAGAGCUAACAAACCAGAAAUGAAAGGAAAUCAGAUUUUAUCCAAUAAUAAGUUCUCGAAUACCAAACAAAUGGAAAGCGAUUCUGGAGUGAAGACUAAACCAAACCCGAGUCCUCAUCAAUACGAGCAUCAGUUAAAGUCUAACAAAGUAGACGAGUCCAGCAAAUCAGCACUUUAUACGAAACCAAAGCCCAAUUAUUCGCACAUCUCGUCGAAUAAGGGUUACGUGAAUAGCGCCAGUAUUGUGGCCGUGUCCUAUAUGCACGACUCCAGCCAACAGAGCGGUCGCGAGACCAACAGCGCUGUCAUAGCCCUGAGUCUGGGCUUAUGUGUGACCGCGCUGUUGAUAGUUCUCGUCGGAUGUCGGAUGAAGUCUUUUAAACGAAAGAUCGCUCGCAGGGGCGGCCGUUCCCUCGCUCACGACGCCGACUAUUUGGUCAACGAUUUGUAUCUGAAGAACAUGUCAUCGAACUCUGGAAACAAAUCCAAUUGUAGUAACAGUCCUAAGGAGCAAAAUUACACACCAAUUGGUGGCACACAAACUGUUAUGAACGAGGACCAGACACAGUUUAAUGCCAAUGUCACUGCCAAUGCACCAUUGUCAAAUCCGGGGCAGCCUGUUACUAACAAUGCAAGAACGGGAAACAAUUUGCGCUAAUUGCAAUUAAAACCGAGUGAAUUAUACUAGUAUGGUAUGCUAUAAUAGGACUGUCCAGGUCCGGUAAUCUAGCGGAAUGUCCUUGGUGUCCAAAUCGGUGAUUAUAUCGGUCGACGCGCU
Molecule: messenger RNA, 2234 nt
Organism: Oppiella nova
Lineage: Eukaryota; Metazoa; Arthropoda; Arachnida; Sarcoptiformes; Oppiidae
Source: the annotation of a GenBank genome assembly